GUCCUCCCCACAUACUUACCUCCUGACAUCCCUAGCUUCAAUAUAACACACGCCCGGCAUACUAGCAGGCAUGUUGUUCGCCAGCGCACCCCGCAAGGACUCUGUGCAGAGCUCUAAGGAAGGUCUCAAAGCCACUCGAGCGGAGUUCAGUCCUUUGAAUACCUCCCCGCUUGCCAACUCCUCGAGCGCAGACGUCGUAACGAACGAUGAUCGCACGAAGUCGCCCGAUAUCACACGGGUCCUGUCGCCCAUGCGCCCGCGUCGAACGCCUGUUCUCAUCAACGCACCGGAUGUAAGAUGGCGUCUGGCGCCGCACUUGCGACACAUUCCAUCUCUCGACUCGGUGCUGAGCACGUCGACAACUUCGGCGUCAGAAACGUCGACCGUGCGCCCCAUCCCCAUCGAACCACACAACGUCGCACUGCCGUUGUCCAGCGCGUCGUCGUUGGUCACGGUUAUGCCUGAGGAGACGGACCCUCUCGACAUCCCUCUCCCGCCUUCACCUCCACCGCCUCAAAUCGAUAUCAGAUUCAACGAAGCUAUCGAACGACCAAAGUUUGGGAAUGGACGCUAUUUUCACCAGCCCCAUCUUCUAUCCCCGGUCACUGAGGCUUCCUCAGCACCCUCGAUCCGCUCUUCAAUAACCGACCUGGAUAUUCAAGACGUUGCGACUGCCGAGCGCCAUCUUCUCAGCAAUGUUGGCCGGCAAAACGUCCAAGUCGUCGGCGCAAGCCAAAUCAGUCUCGCGAGCCAGCAGUCAAGACAAAGCCAAUUUGCAGAGCGCUUCAGCGUCGAUGGCGUCGAGCAUUAUGCUGAGAGUCCGAGAAGUGGAGGGCAGAAUGGCACGCCGGCCAUGCGCGGUGCGAAUGGGCUUGGAGAUAAGGACGUCGGUGCGGGCGAGGAGGAAGUCGCAGCAAAGGAGAGGCACAAAGCAAAGACUAUCCGUGGAAAGAUUAGGAAACUCAAAAGGAGCGUCAAGGGCUUGGGGAAUAGGGUUGCGGAAUGUGUUGCUAGGAGAUUUGUGACGAGAGUUCUGGCGCGUGGAGGCUGGGCGUAAACGGGUUCAGAUGUUAGCC
Molecule: messenger RNA, 1076 nt
Organism: Macroventuria anomochaeta
Lineage: Eukaryota; Fungi; Ascomycota; Dothideomycetes; Pleosporales; Didymellaceae
Exons: 1
Coding region: 71-1057 (328 amino acids)
Source: RefSeq, a predicted model, not a curated record